CCGCCGCCGGCCUCCUGGUGGAAUGAACCCACGGAAGGUCCAGCCGUCCAGCUUCACCCACUCCCUUCCUUCACCCCUGCCCGGUGAGAGCCUCGCAACCAGCCGCUCUGGGCCCCAUCAGAACCGCCCUGCCGACGCCUGCAGCAAAGCCCGAGGGACACCGGCUCUUCCCGCCGCCGCGUGCGGCCACCUUGGAAAGAGCAGGGGCCAUGGACGUUGACACCACUCCUUUCUUCCAGAGAAAACCUGAUGCAGCAGCCGGCCCGACGAGAAUCUCCUUGAUCAGUCCACCUCGAGACGGACGCAUGGGAAGCGUUUCCCACGGAGGCCUCCAGCACCUUGGGCUCACGCCAAGUCCAGCGAGCUUGCCGAAGCCUCUCAGGGUUCCAACACUGCAACUCCCCUUCAAGGGACUGUCAUGGACGCCACCAUUAGAAGGGAGAGCUGCAAGAAGGGACAACAGCCCCAGCCUCCGAGACUCCCAGAGCACCCCCUCCUCGCAGGCUGCGGCGCGGGGGCCGCCCAUCAGCAUAGCUGGCCUUCUGCAGCGGCAGCACACAGCAGGGUCUGCCCACCUCGGGGGAUGCACGCAGGAAAGGUGACGCCGUCGUCUCCAGGAGCUGGACAGGAAGGGUGACCAGACGUCGGUGUGGUUGUCAUAUCUGGGAGUGGCACGUGAGGAACAUAUCUGAAACUUUGCUCUUCUUCUCAACAACGUGAGACUUUGAAAUACCGCUGCUGGAGAAGAGACACACCUGCUGGCUGUCACUGCCCCCAAGGGCUUUCUGACCGCUGCACUCCGGGCAGCCCCAGGAGCUGUGCGGGGCAAGUCUCGUGUGGAACAGCAAGUCUCACAGCCAAGCCUCUCCAGCUCGGUCAGGCCCCGGGCAGCCCUGCCCGACCCUGUGGGGUCUUUCAGCAUCACAUGACUCUCCACGAACAUCCACGUAGAGUGGGACUCGCCCUCCUGUUGGGAACAUUUUUCUAAAAUUGUCAAAGACCUUUGUACACAGUGCGUCACCCGGGCCGGGCUCACAGCACCGCAGUAGAGCAGCAUCGUCCUAGUCCAGGGAGGGUAAGCCUUCAUUGAGCCUGUUCUCAGGCCUCUACCUGCAAUAUAAAGGUGCCUUUCCCCUCAGAGAGUCACACACGUCCGUAGGAUUGCUCUCCAUGCAGAAACCGUGAACGUGAAAUAUAGUCAGUGAACGUCUGACUGUGUGAAAUCACUUCUCCGGCCGACUCUCCUCUGGGUUUCAUCACGGGGCGCGUGUAACCACAGAAAUGCUGCUGUCACACGGGCGGGCGGAUUUCAGAGGAAUGUGCGGGGACUCCAGCGGGGUACUGCCGUGAUGACGGAGAAUGCUCGGGGCUCAGGGCCCUCCGCGGGGGCCCAGCAGCGAUCAUUGGACCAGACCGCGUUCCAUCCGUACUACUGCCCACAAGCGCUCCACAGCUCAGCACUGACCUGACGGGAACAGCCAACACGAAGGGGUAGCGGAGAGAGCAGCGUGAUUGUGAUCAGGGCGGGAGGUGGUGGUGCUUGGGUCUGGUCACAGCAGCCCUGACGCAGAGCCACCCUGAGUGUAACAGCACAACACUGCCAGCCCUGCCCCAUCCCCACAAGGACGUCUGCACUCACGCUGUCCAUCCGACUUGUCAAGGAUCCUCCUCUUUUGGGCGUCCCUCUGCUUUCCAAGAAUGGUGCCCUUUUCCAGGGACGCCUCUCUCCUGGUGACAUGGGACACACAGUCUCACGCCCUUGCUUCUGAGGAGCCUGCUAACUGCACUUCCCAGGCAGUUGGGUUUGUUUUUCCCUGGUCGCCCGUGGGACUCCCAGAAUUCUUCACAGCAUCGCUCCAAGACACCCCUUCUUUGUCGGACUCCUUAGUCCCUGUGCAGCUCUCAUAGUUACUGGACCAAUCAGGGCUUGAGUCAGGCACAGCUUCGUCCUCAAAAUGACAUCCUGGUUCUCCAACACUUCAGAGAGGUCUUGUGCCCCGGAUUUACCCAGCGCAGUGCACCACUUCAUCUCUGGACGGCUGUUUCCAUGAGCACUGCUUAUGAGCCAAGCCACGGGACACCCCUGACAACUUCAGCCCUUUCUCUGCUUAUGAUGUCGUCUGUUGGUCCCCUUGUGAGCAGUUGGGUUUCCUUUACAUACUGAAUGCUGCAGUAGGUGCCCACAGCCCUCGAUUUCAGUAAGUAAGGUGUGUCAUCUGCAUCUCACGGGUUGAUGAGCCUGCCGUACAGUUCGCUAAAGUCAGACGGGAUAGACUCAAGGUCAGAUUUUGAGUCUGGUGGACUUGUUUUAAUUUUCUUCAACUUCACUGUAUGUACAGAUGAUUAAAUUGCUGGCCUGUCCCUCA
Molecule: messenger RNA, 2366 nt
Organism: Echinops telfairi (small Madagascar hedgehog)
Lineage: Eukaryota; Metazoa; Chordata; Mammalia; Afrosoricida; Tenrecidae
Gene: RNF212
Product: ring finger protein 212
Exons: 7
Coding region: 210-602 (130 amino acids)
Biological process (GO): protein sumoylation; reciprocal meiotic recombination; homologous chromosome pairing at meiosis
Cellular component (GO): synaptonemal complex
Molecular function (GO): SUMO transferase activity
Source: RefSeq, a predicted model, not a curated record